This is a messenger RNA of Musa acuminata AAA Group (dessert banana), 495 nucleotides long. RefSeq lists its product as uncharacterized. Lineage: Eukaryota; Viridiplantae; Streptophyta; Magnoliopsida; Zingiberales; Musaceae. The coding region runs from base 1 to 495 and encodes 164 amino acids. The record is from RefSeq and is a predicted model, not a curated record. The transcript has a single exon.
AUGAGGGCGGUGAGGGGAUCCGUGGUCCGCUCGAAGCACAUCUCUCUCGCGAAGGCCUCCGCCGUUCUCUCCCGCUUCGCCGCGAACGAGAAUGCCGCCCGCCCGGAUGUCGCCGCCUACGUCCGCUGCGCCUCCGCUGCCUUUGACGAGCUCGUCAGCUUCUGUCACGAGAUCCGAGCCGCCAGCAAGCGCUCCGAGCUUGAGAAGUCGUUGAUGGAGGAGGAGGGGGACGAGGAGCGGAACAAGAAAAAGAGGAGGAGGAGGGGCAGAGAUGAGCAAGUCGAUGGAGAGGUUGUGGAAGACGCCGAUUUGGUGGAUCGAUAUGGUAAUCGUUGUGGAGGCGUAGGUGACUCUGGUAGCGACGUGGAGAGGAAGAAAAAGAAGGCUAGAAUCGAAGCCAAUGAGGAAGAAAGAAGCAAGCUUUCAAAAGAAGAAUUAGGGCAACUAAAGGAUAAAAAAGAACAGUAUAAUAAGAGAAAGAAGAACAAAUGUUAG